Molecule: messenger RNA, 996 nt
Organism: Caenorhabditis briggsae
Lineage: Eukaryota; Metazoa; Nematoda; Chromadorea; Rhabditida; Rhabditidae
Exons: 6
Coding region: 1-996 (331 amino acids)
Cellular component (GO): mitochondrion
Molecular function (GO): electron transfer activity; flavin adenine dinucleotide binding
Source: RefSeq, a predicted model, not a curated record
AUGCUCUCCGCCAGAACCGUCCUCUCCCGUACCGCUCGUCUCAGCAAUGCUCGUCUCAACAGCACGCUCGUCGUCGCCGAGCACGAUGAGGCGAAACUGGCGCCAAUCACUUUGAACGCGAUCACCGCCGCUGGAAAGCUCGGAAACGAAGUUUCGGUGCUUGUCACCGGUGCGAACGCCUCGAAAGUCGCCGAGCAAGUCGCCAAGGUCAACGGAGUGAAGCGAGUUUUGGUGGCCGAGGAUGAGAAGCUCAAGAACAAUUUGCCAGAACGCGUCGCGCCAGUCGUCGUCGCCUCUCACAAGCAGUUCAACUUUACCGCCAUCACCGCCGGCUCGUCAGCGUUCGGCCGUGGCGUGAUCCCACGCGUCGCCGCGAAACUCGACGUCUCCUCGAUUUCCGACGUCACUCAAGUGCAUUCGGCGGACAGCUUCACGCGUACGAUGUACGCUGGAAACGCUGUGAAGAAGGUGAAGAGCAGUGCGCCGAUCAAGUUGCUCACAUUCCGUGGAACCGCGUUCGAGCCAGCCAAGGAAGGAGGAAGUGGAGCUGUUGAGAAGGCUCCAUCAACUGACAUCGCCACCGACGCCAGCGAAUUCCUCGGCCAGGAGCUGAGCAAAUCGGAGCGUCCCGACCUCGCCACGGCCAAAGUCGUCGUUUCGGGAGGACGUGGUCUGAAGAGUGGCGACAACUUCAAGCUAAUCUACGAUCUUGCCGACAAGCUCGGAGCCGGAGUCGGAGCGUCUCGCGCCGCCGUCGAUGCUGGCUACGUGCCGAACGACAUGCAAGUGGGGCAGACGGGAAAGAUUGUCGCGCCGGAACUCUACAUUGCCAUCGGAAUCUCGGGAGCGAUUCAGCAUUUGGCUGGAAUGAAGGACUCGAAGACGAUCGUUGCGAUUAACAAGGACGGCGAUGCGCCGAUCUUCCAGGUCGCCGACAUUGGACUCAAGGCCGACCUCUUCAAGGCUGUCCCGGAGCUCACCGCCGCUCUUAAAUAA